CCUCAGCCUCCCAACCUGCUGGGAUUACAGACAGGCAUGCCCCACCAUGCCCGGCAACAUUAAUCCAUUCUUGAGGGUGACACCACGUGAACUAAUCACUUUUAAAGGUCCCUCCACCUCUCAAUACUAUUACAUUAGCAAUUAAAUUUCAACGUGAGUUUUGGAGGGGACAAACCACAUUCAAAGCCUAGCACCCUGUGACGUCAGAGGGGAUCUUCUGACGUGUUCCAAAACAGCAAGAUAGGGGGCGGUGUUAAAUAAAACAAAGGUUUACUCUCUUCCUGUAAGCGGCCUCAGGUGAUCUGUGAAAAUGGUCCGAUACUCUCUUGACCCAGAAAACCCCACAAAGUCAUGCAAAUCAAGAGGUUCAAAUCUUCGCGUUCACUUUAAGAACACCUGUGAAACUGCGCAGGCCAUCAAGGGUAUGCAUAUCCGAAAAGCUACCAAGUACCUGAAGGAUGUCACUUUAAAGAAGCAAUGUGUGCCAUUCCGGCGUUACAAUGGUGGAGUUGGUAGGUGUGCCCAGGCCAAACAGUGGGGCUGGACACAGGGACAGUGGGGCUGGACACAGGGACGGUGGCCCAAAAGGAGUGCUGAAUUUUUGCUGCAUAUGCUUAAAAAUGCAGAGAGUAAUGCUGAACUUAAGGGUUUAGACGUAGAUUCUCUGGUCAUUGAACAUAUCCAGGUGAACAAAGCACCCAAGAUGCGCCGCCUUACUUACAGAGCUCAUGGUGGGAUUAACCCAUACAUGAGUUCCCCCUGCCACACUGAGAUGAUCCUCACUGAAAAGGAACAGAUUGUUCCUAAACCAGAAGAGGAGGUUGCACAGAAGAAAAAAAUAUCCCAGAAGAAACUAAAGAAACAAAAACUUAUGGCACGGGAAUAAAUUCAGCAUAAAAU
Sciurus carolinensis (gray squirrel) is the source of this 900-nucleotide messenger RNA. Its product is annotated as 60S ribosomal protein L17-like. The transcript has a single exon. Gene Ontology annotation, biological process: cytoplasmic translation. Gene Ontology annotation, molecular function: structural constituent of ribosome. Gene Ontology annotation, cellular component: cytosolic large ribosomal subunit; ribosome. Lineage: Eukaryota; Metazoa; Chordata; Mammalia; Rodentia; Sciuridae. The coding region runs from base 311 to 886 and encodes 191 amino acids. The record is from RefSeq and is a predicted model, not a curated record.